AUGUAUUCUCCCACCGAUGAAAUUAUUCUUCACGCUCAAAGGGCAUUUGAUGUAUGUAGAGAGCAAGUUUAUGAUUAUGAAGAUUGCAGGCAGCUAGACUAUAUGGGUCAGCAUCGUCCUGAACUCUGCCAAAAAGAAUCUCUAAACCUACUAAAAUGCUAUGAAAAAGUUGAAGAAACUGAGCCAAUCUGCUUAGGCCCUAUGAAUAAUUAUAGAGAAUGCUUUUAUAAGUACUCAGGAAAUCUACUUGCUUGUGAGUUUGAAAUGGAUCUCUUCAAUAAAUGCCAGGGAAAUCCUAAAUGGUAUGCAGAAGAAGGAAUCAAGAAGUAUGGUGGAAUCCGCCCAGACUAUGAUACCAAGAAAGACAGGCCUAGAUUCUAA
This is a messenger RNA of Blepharisma stoltei, 381 nucleotides long. NCBI's taxonomy places the organism in Eukaryota, Ciliophora, Heterotrichea, Heterotrichida, Blepharismidae. The record is from the annotation of a GenBank genome assembly.